UAGAGCGGCAGGCGUGCGUGUGUGUGUGAAGGACUGUGUGAGCGAGGGGGAGAGAUAGAACCAGAACGAGAGAGUGUGUGUGUGUGUGUGGCGGGACAUAGGCUGGAUGCAGGGAGGGAGAGACGUGGCGACAGGCAGACAAAGAAUCCGCGGCGUCCCGAGGGAAUGGGGCACCACACAGGCUCUCCUGGAGCGCAGAGGAGACCUCAACAGACAGAGCAUGGCACACACAGUUUGCAGAGAGUUUGCCCGAGGGGUAGCCGUGGGUCAAAGGUGAGACGGCGGAACAGCAGCAUGGACGGCGAGCACGGUGCCGCCACCUCCAGCUCGGGCACCACGACAACCAACAACAACACCACCAACAGCAACAAUAACAACAACAGCAGCAGUGCGGCCAGUUCAUCUAGUUCCUCCAACGCAAGUACCACGACAACCACUACAGCCAACAGCAGUGCCAAUGGAGGUGCCAACAGCAGCACCACCAGCAGCAGUGCCAAUGGACCAGGCCGACAGACUCUCCCACAGAUUUCUGUUUACAGUGGUAUUACCGACAGGCAGACAGUCCAGGUGAUCCAGCAGGCGCUGCACAGGCAGCCCAGCACGGCGGCGCAGUACCUGCAGCAGAUGUACGCGGCGCAGCAGCAACACCUCAUGCUGCAGACGGCCGCCCUGCAGCAGCAGCACCUCAGCACCGCGCAGCUGCAGAGCCUGGCAGCCGUGCAGCAGGUGAGGACCCACCGCCUCCUCCGCCGCCACAACCACAACCACAACCGCAGCCACAGCCACAGCCACGCCAAAGCACCACAACACCAGAUAACGCAGCAGCGAAACACCGACACAUCAGAGCAGCAAAACACAGCUGCACAGCAGGCCAGUAUUGCUGCAGGGAGGCAGAGUACUUCAUCCCCACAGACAGGAUCCUCUCAGACCACAAUUAAUCUGACCACCUCUCCUGCGGCUGCCCAGCUCAUCAGUCGAGCUCAGAGUGUGAGCUCGACUCCGGCGGGGAUAUCCCAGCAGGCUGUGCUGCUAGGCAACCCCACAAGUCCCACCCUCACAGCCAGCCAGGCGCAGAUGUACCUGCGGGCCCAGAUGGCUCAGCAAAGUAACCUUGUGCAAGUAGCUAGGAGCCUAGGCCGUGCUGUUCCUUUGUCCCCCCAGCUCAUCUUCACCCCCACGGCCACCGUGACCGCCCUCCAGACCGACGGGGCAGCGCAGCCCGCCUCCGCACAGGUGCAGAACCUGACCAUUCGUAGCCAACAGGGGGCAGUGUCCUCCUCCUCCACUUCUUCCACCUCCACCUCCUCCUCCUCCACCCUGACCCAAACCCAGGCGCUGCAGGCCCUGAGCCUGAAGCAGACCCCCAUCUCAAUCCAGCCCGCUGCCCUUCUCAAGACCCCAACGCCGGGUGUCAAACCCACCCCCGCCACCGAAGCCAACCACCAAUCGGAGGCUGUAAAGAAGAGCGAGGGUGCCAUGGUGACGGAGGCGCGGGCCGUGAACAUGAGCCGGAGUGUGGGGACUGUUGGAGGACACCCGCUCAUCGCACCUGCACUUGUUCGGUUGCUGGAGGAUUGCAGAAUUUGGUUAUCCUAUGCCCACAUCCAGCCUCACUCACUGGUCAAGCAGCAGCCGCAGCAGUUUGUCAUCCAGCAGCAGGCUGCCCCUGCGCCCCAGAGGACCGGUGCCCCCUCCGCCACCACCACCACCACCCAGCUCCUGCAGACUGCCUCCAUCCAGCCCCACCUCCACGGCCAGCCGCUCACCGUCCACACCUCCCACGGGCCAUCGCCCGCGGGUCAACCAGGCCCGGUGCCCGUGCUGCCCAAACCGGCCUCCUCCUCGCAGCAACAGAACCCGAGUCACAACCAGCCCCACCACCAGAGCAACCCGGCGAUGCCCACGCAGCAUGCCACCAUCUUCCACUCCACCGUCAGCCCCCACGCCCUGAGCCACCACCAGGGCCAUGCCCAUGCCCACGCACACCCCCAUACCCACGCCCACGUCCAUGCCCACGCUGCCCUCAGCCAUGCCAAAGCACAGCCCGUCCAGCUCACCGCCAUCAACCUGCAGAUCCACCCCACACCCAACCAGGCGUCACGGCUGGCUCCGGAGUGUAAGGACAAGCCCACGUCCCUGGUGGUGAGAGAGAGCUGCCCGCCCCACAGCUCCCAGCAGCCGGCCAACGCCUCCCCUCAGGGGGCCAAGCCUGCCGAGCAGCCCAAGACCGACACCCCCACCACCGCACACCAGACACGAGCAGGAACCCCAGAACGGGUUAGCACCUCACCAGCAACGCCCCCACCAACGAUGACUUCAGGAAAUGAUUGCGAAGCCCCUGCCGUAGUUGGCAGCACGGCGCAGAACGGGGAGAACAAGCCCCCUCAAGCCAUUGUUAAACCCCAGGUCCUCACGCACGUUAUCGAGGGCUUCGUCAUCCAGGAGGGAGCGGAGCCGUUUCCAAUGGAGAGGCCUCCCGUUCAGAAUGACAGCCCAAAGAAACCAGACCAGCAGCUUCCAUCUGACCCAGAGAAGUCCCCGGUCCAUAACCUGGCCAACAACACUGAUUCAGAACCAGAGGAUACAAACCAACAGGAUAUGAAGGAUCAGGAGGAGGAGCCAAAGUUGACCUGUGAGUUCUGUGGUUGGGUAGACUUCGCUUACAAGUUCAAAGGCACCAAGCGCUUCUGCUCCAUGGUGUGUGCUAAAAGGUAUAACGUGGGAUGCACCAAGCGGAUUGGUCUCUUCCACCCGGACCGAACCAAAACAGCGAGUCGCUGGAGACGUAGGGCCCACAGAGGACGCCCGAGCUCAGAUGCCAAGAAACAGAAACUGUCGACCCCUCAGCAGAUGCAUAGCGGCUCCAUCUCGUCUCCCAUGCCUUCCCAACCCAGCCAGGGUGAGUCGAGUCCCUGCUCCGACAUGUCCAGCUUCGAGGAACCCCCCUCGCCACUCUCCGUGGCCAGCUCAGGGCCCCCAGGGCCUCAGAACGAGCCGAGCCCCGACCAAGAGGACGUCCGCGGUCGGGAGCUGCCCCUGCUGCCCCAGCACUUCCUUCCCUGUGACCCCACCAGGUGGAACGUGGAGGAGGUGUAUGAGUUCAUCCGCUCACUGCCAGGCUGCCAGGAGAUAGCGGACGAGUUCCGCUCACAGGAGAUCGACGGGCAGGCCAUGCUGCUGCUAAAGGAGGACCACCUCAUGAGUGCCAUGAACAUUAAACUGGGGCCGGCCCUCAAGAUCUAUGCCCGCAUCAGCAUGCUCAAGGACUCAUAGCCCAAGAGUGUGUGUGUGUGCGUGUGUGUGUGUGUGUGUGUAUGUAUGUUUGUGAAAGCAUGACGGUAUGACUAAGAAAAGGCUCCAAGCCUUUGUAUGUAUGUGUAUGCAUGUGCAUGUAUGAGAGUAUGUUGUGUGUGUGUGUGUGCCAGUGUGGAUGUGGAUGUGUAUGUCUGUGUGUGUGUAUGUCUGUGUGUGUGUGUGUGUGUGUGUGUGUCUGCACGUAUGUGGGCUGGAGAUGCCUAACAGAAGUCCUGUGAGCGGGCGGGAGGCCAAGGCCCAGCAGCUCUGUGGAACACGACUGCACUAUGACUUUCUCUCUCCCCACCCUGCCCACGCCUCCGGCUGGCUCUGCUCCCGCGGGUGCAUUAGCCGUGACCCCCCGCUGCCAGGUCAUGGACACCCACUCAGAGAACCCGCUUCAGAAAAAAAAAUACCCUUAAAGAACCGCCGGUAUGGAACCACCCUUGAAGAACUCCAAGUAAAGAAUGACACAAGAAGUCCAUCAUAUGGGGAGAAUGUUGUGUGCCUUGUCCUGUGAACUAAACGGAUCUGGUCCUAGGCAGGGGCAUGGGAGGAGCGUACUGACCCAUAUGGGGAGCAGGGAGGUGGGGGGCUACUUUUAGCUCACGUCCUCUGCAACUAUGUAAUGUUAGGAUGUGUGUGAUUUGCAUAAGUCGAUUUUUUUAUUCACUCAGUGCUUUUCUAUUAUAAAUAAAUUAUUUGUCUGUG
Molecule: messenger RNA, 4005 nt
Organism: Alosa sapidissima (American shad)
Lineage: Eukaryota; Metazoa; Chordata; Actinopteri; Clupeiformes; Clupeidae
Gene: phc2b
Product: polyhomeotic homolog 2b (Drosophila)
Exons: 17
Coding region: 166-3273 (1035 amino acids)
Cellular component (GO): PRC1 complex; nucleus
Molecular function (GO): protein binding; zinc ion binding
Source: RefSeq, a predicted model, not a curated record